Onychostoma macrolepis is the source of this 1413-nucleotide messenger RNA. Its product is annotated as skin secretory protein xP2-like. The transcript is spliced from 5 exons. The record is from RefSeq and is a predicted model, not a curated record. NCBI's taxonomy places the organism in Eukaryota, Metazoa, Chordata, Actinopteri, Cypriniformes, Cyprinidae. The coding region runs from base 1 to 1413 and encodes 470 amino acids.
AUGGCGGAGUCCUCUGCCUCUGCCGUGAUCCAGCGUUCGUUCCGGGCGGCGCUGUAUCCGUGGAGCGCUCCGCAGCCGGUGGGGUUGCCGUUGGAGCGGGCUGGGACCUCUGCAGAGCGGGGUAUACCGCCUGUUUCCUUCGGUGCUCCCCCUGAUGACCAGAUGUCGGUCGCUGCAUUGGAGAGCGAGUCGCCCUCUGGGGAUGACGACUCGGCUGCGUUGCCCCCUUCGGGUGUGCCCCUCAGCCUGCUCGCCGCCGUGGCGCCCCUGCGGCUGCCCCGCCUCCCGCAGCCGCAGCAGCCUUCCACCAGGCAGCGUCGUGGAGCCGGUCGCAGGCAGGACGCCCAGCCCGUCCAGGCCCCCGCCAAACCUGGCGGCAAGCGCAAGCAGCAGUGGGUUGCCCAAGAGCACCCCUCCUGCCCAUUUGUGGAACCAGGUAAGGGCGGUAGCACUCAAGUCCCCGCUUCAAGUCGUCACACGCCAGGCUGUCACAAGCCUCAAGCCAGGUUCCUGUGUUUCCUCCCUCACGAGGAGGAAUCAGGUGAGUGUUACACUGCACACCCAGACCCCGCCCCUGCCAUCACAGGCCAAGCCGUCACAGGCUCGGGCCGGGUCCCUGUGUUCCACCUCGCUGCCCCACCGAGUGCCGUUCCCAGCCUAGAAGGGGCUCAGAUCCUCGAGCCGAGCCCAGGAGAGGCUCCAAUUCCCCAGUCAAUCCCAGGAGAGGCUUUAGACCCCGAGUCAAGCCCAGGAGUGGCUCCAAUGCCCCAGCUGAACCCAGGAGAGGCUUUAGACCCCGAGUCAAGCCCAGGAGGGGCUCCAGUUCCCAAGCCGAGCCCAGGAGAGGCUCCAGUUCCCAAGCAGAGCCCAGGAGAGGCUCCAGUCCCCCAGCCGAGCCCAGGAGUGGCUCCAAUGCCCCAGCUGAGCCCAGGAGAGGCUUCAGACCCCGAGUCAAGCCCAGGAGGAGCUCCAGUUCCCCAGCCAAGCCCAGGAGGGGCUUCAGUUCCCCAGCCAAGCCCAGGAGUGGCUCCAAUGCGCCAGUCAAGCCCAGGAGGGGCUCCAGUUCCCAAGCCGAGCCCAGGAGUGGCUCCAAUGCCCCAGUCAAACCCAGGAGAGGCUCCAGUCCCCCAGCCGAACCCAGGAGGGGCUCCAGUUCCCAGGCCGAGCCCAGGAGGGGCUUCAGUUCCCCAGCCGAGCCAAGGAGAGGCCCCAGUUCCCGAGCGCCCGCCAGAAGGGGACUUCCCCAAGAAAAUUUUGAGGGGGGCCAUAUGGACAGUGUCUGUGUGGCCGGGCCAAGGACCAAGGCCACGGAGUCAGCAGAUCCGCCAUGGCCUCCCGAGUCGGCAGAUCCGCCAUGGAUCCCGGAAUGGGCGCCACCCAGGAGGCCGUCCAUCCCCGAACUCUGGCCCUUGA